Molecule: messenger RNA, 1626 nt
Organism: Ophidiomyces ophidiicola
Lineage: Eukaryota; Fungi; Ascomycota; Eurotiomycetes; Onygenales; Onygenaceae
Exons: 3
Coding region: 1-1626 (541 amino acids)
Source: RefSeq, a predicted model, not a curated record
AUGCGCUUGACUAACUAUCACGGCCUGGAUGACUUUUGGUGGCGCGCCCUGAAGACUACCUCAAUCCUUGUCGAACGAUUGCAAGCAUGGAAACACAUGGUCGCCUCGCUCGAGAACUAUAUGAAUACCACCCACAAGGUGCAGAAGGCCCAGGCCAAGGAGUUUGAGAAGAUUUUAAAGACUGUUUCGGAGCCCCUGAAAGAAGGGCAUCACUUCGUUCAAGAGAAGGGCGGUAUUACCGGCCUUUUUGACAGUUUGCGCCAGAACACCCAAGGAAUCGUGGAUGUGCAUCUCGAAACCGAGAAGAACUUGAAAACAACUGUCCUUCCGAUUCUCGAAAAGCUUCACAACGAGAUCAAGGCCAAAGCCAAGGAGCUCAGUCAUGGAGCUGAAAAGGCCGCGAAAUUGGUCUCCAAGGCCCGCACCGCGACCCAGAAGCACAUUGAGCUGCUGGGCCAAAAUACCGCCAUCUUCGACUCGACGACGCGAUCGAAGCACGACGCGCUCAACGACCCCUACCUCAUCUCGCGCGGUAUCUCUUACCGCCUGAACAAGCAGAUCAACGAGGAGAACGAGAACUUCAAGGAGCUGCUCGCCGUGCAGACCUCCUUCCAGCAAUUCGAGGCGCACAUCCUCGCGAGCGUGCAGGACGCCCUGAACCGCUUCUUCCAGUGCAUGGGCGCGCAGUCCGACCGGCAGCGCGCCAUGUACGCCGACAUGGUCAGCACGGGCCAGCAGGUGCCCACCGACUUCGAGUGGAACAACUUCUUCGAGCGCAACCACGCCAGCCUGAUCAACCCCAACACGCCGCCGCGCUCGCUGUCCACCAUCACCUGGCCCAACCAGGACCACCGCUCGACCAAGCCGCUGGUCGAGGGCAUCCUGCAGCGCAAGUCGCGCGCCAUGCUGAAGGGCUACAGCGACGGGUACUACGUCGUCACGCCCGCCGGCUUCCUGCACGCCUUCAAGGACAAUGACGAUUUCCGCCAGGAUCCCAUGCCCGACAUGUCGCUGUACCUGCCGGACUGCAAUAUCGGCAACUUCAACGACCUCAAGUUCUCCAUCAAGGGCAAGGACGUGUCCGGUGGGAAGGUCGGCAACGCUUUCCAUCUGUCCUCCGAGCUUCACUUCAAGGCCCACAGCAAGAACCAGAUCGAGGAGUGGACCGCUGCCCUGACCAGCUUUGUCGGCGGCAGCGGCAGCGGCAGCCAGCCUGCCAGCCCCAUAGUCCAGAAGAAUCCAAGCGCGGCGUCGUCUCCUGCUCCGGCCGCCGCCGCUGCUGCUGCUACCCCUGCUGCUACAGGUGCCGCCGCCACUACCACUGACUCUGCUGCGGCUGCUCCAGCUACAUCAACAACAACAGCAGCAGCUGCUCCCACAGAAUCCCCAGCUAUUUCUCCGAUAACUGAAAAACCUGUAGCCGCAAAGGUGGCGACUCCCGUUGAGUCCCCAGUCGCCGCAAAGCAAGAAGAAGGCGUUGUUACUACUGCACCCGCUGCCACCUCUGCUGCCGCCCCUACAACCACACCUGCUGCCGCCCCUGUCCCUGCUGCUGCCCCUGCCCCUGCCGCGGCUGCCGCCGCCGCUGCUGCCGCUGCUGCUCCUCCAGUGGAAAAAGCCGCCUAA